Messenger RNA from Magnolia sinica, 3191 nucleotides. Its product is annotated as eukaryotic translation initiation factor 3 subunit C-like. Bases 128 to 2986 code for a protein of 952 amino acids. The transcript is spliced from 3 exons. Gene Ontology annotation, molecular function: translation initiation factor activity; translation initiation factor binding; RNA binding. Gene Ontology annotation, cellular component: eukaryotic translation initiation factor 3 complex. NCBI's taxonomy places the organism in Eukaryota, Viridiplantae, Streptophyta, Magnoliopsida, Magnoliales, Magnoliaceae. The record is from RefSeq and is a predicted model, not a curated record. Gene Ontology annotation, biological process: translational initiation.
AAGAAUCCCAUUUUGCUAUUCUCUAAAUAUCUAAUCUAUUCAAGGCAUUUCCUGUGUAGGCUGUUUCAGUUUCUGCUCAUCUUAACAGCAAGUCUAUCCUCGUCCACUCAAUCCAAAUUUUAGAACAAUGGCUUCUCGGUUCUGGACACAGGGCAACAGUGACUCUGAGGAAGAGGAGGAGACCGGUUCUGAAGAUGAGCUUGAGCCCAGCUCUAGGCCUGGUGAAGCCGCCAGUGCUGCCGCUGGAAGCAGAUACCUGCAAACGAAUGCUAGUGAUAGUGACGACUCUGAUGGCCAGCGCCGUGUUGUCCGGUCCGCCAAAGACAAACGGUUUGAAGAGAUGUCGGCUACCGUCGAUCAAAUGAAAAAUGCUAUGAAGAUUAAUGACUGGGUCAGCCUCCAAGAGAGCUUUGACAAGAUCAACAAGCAGCUUGAGAAGGUCAUUCGGGUCACAGAAUCUGAAAGGGUCCCAAAUCUCUACAUCAAAGCUCUUGUAAUGUUGGAGGAUUUUCUAGCGCAGGCCUUGGCAAACAAGGAAGCAAAGAAGAAAAUGAGCAGUAGCAACGCUAAGGCUUUGAAUUCGAUGAAGCAGAAGCUGAAGAAAAAUAACAAGCAGUUUGAAGAUUUAAUAAAUAAGUAUAGGGAGAAACCCGAGAGUGAGGAUGAAGGAGAGGCGGAAGAGCAGUCAGAGGACGAUGAGGAUGACGGGUCAGAGGUUGAGGAGGACCCAACAAAAAUUGCAACCAUCUCAGAUUCGGAGGAUGACGGUGAUGAUGAAGAUGAAGAGGAUGGAGAUAAUCAAGCCGAGGGUGGCGGAGGUUGGGAGAAGAAGAUGAGCAAGAAAGAUAAGCUCAUGGACAAGCAGUUCAUGAAAGACCCAAGUGAGAUCACUUGGGACACAGUUGAUAAGAAGCUAAAAGAGAUCGUUGCUGCAAGGGGUAGGAAGGGGACAGGAAGGGUUGAGCAGGUCGAGCAGCUGACGUUUUUGACUAGAGUUGCCAAGACACCUGCCCAAAAGCUUGAAAUCCUCUUCAGUGUUGUCUCUGCACAGUUUGACAUCAACCCAAGUCUCAGUGGCCACAUGCCAAUAAAUGUGUGGAAGAAGUGCGUGCAUAACAUACUCAUCAUACUCGACAUCCUUGAGCAGUACCCAAAUAUCGUGGUGGACGAUUCGGUGGAGCCUGAAGAGAAGGAGACGCAGAAGGGAAUUGACUACAGAGGGACAAUUCGUGUUUGGGGAAAUUUGGUUGCCUUUCUUGAGCGGAUGGAUGUGGAGUUCUUUAAGAGCUUACAGUGUACAGAUCCCUACACUCGGGAAUAUGUUGAAAGGCUUAGGGAUGAACCAAUGUUUUUGGUUCUUGCUCAAAACGUGCAGGAUUAUUUAGAACGGGUUGGGGAUUUCAAGGCGGCUGCGAAGGUUGCCUUAAAGCGUGUUGAGCUCAUAUACUAUAAGCCUCAAGAGGUUUACACUGCAAUGAGGAAGUUGGCAGAGCAGGCUGGUGCAGAGGGUGGAGAAAAUGGGGAUGUGGACGCCGAUGAGGAACCUCAAGUGGUUGAGGAAAUUAGGGGCCCACCGGCAUUUGUUGUAACCCCUGAGCUUGUGCCUCGAAGGCCUACUUUUCCAGAGUAUAGCAGGACAUUGAUGGAUGCACUUGUUUCCCACAUAUACAAGUUCGGAGACGAGCGUACUAAAGCCCGGGCAAUGCUAUGCGAUAUAUAUCAUCAUGCUAUCAUGGACGAGUUCUCCAUAGCCCGUGAUUUGUUGUUGAUGAGCCACUUACAAGAUGGAGUCCAGCAUAUGGAUAUUUCAACACAAAUUCUUUUCAACAGGGCGAUGGCUCAACUGGGUCUGUGUGCAUUUAGAGUCGGUCUUGUAACAGAAGCACAUGGCUGCCUCUCUGAACUGUACUCAGGUGGGAGGGUGAAAGAGUUGCUUGCACAAGGUGUUUCACAAAGCCGUUACCAUGAAAAGACCCCUGAGCAGGAAAAGUUGGAAAGGCGGCGACAGAUGCCGUAUCACAUGCACAUCAACCUUGAGCUUCUAGAGGCCGUCCAUCUGAUAUGUGCCAUGCUUUUGGAGGUCCCAAACAUGGCCGCCAACACGCAUGACGCCAAACGGAAAGUCAUAAGCAAGACGUUCCGCAGGUUGCUUGAGGUGAGUGAGCGACAGACCUUCACUGGCCCACCAGAGAAUGUCCGGGACCACGUCAUGGCUGCAUCGAGGGCCUUAUGCAAAGGUGAUUUCCAGAAGGCAUUCAAUGUGGUGAACUCCCUUGAUGUGUGGAAGUUUGUCAGGAACCAAGAGAACGUGCUGGAGAUGUUGAAAGCGAAGAUCAAGGAAGAGGCGCUGAGGACCUACCUGUUCACGUACUCUUCUUGCUAUGAUUCUGUGAGCUUGGACCAGCUCACUGCCAUGUUUGACCUCUCUGAGGCUAACGUGCACAGCAUCGUUAGCAAGAUGAUGAUCGUGGAGGAGCUCCACGCAAGCUGGGACCAGCCGACUCGGUGCAUCGUCUUCCACAACGUCGAGCAUACAAGGCUGCAGACGCUUGCGUUCCAGCUCACAGAAAAGCUCUCGGUGCUUGUGGACAGCAAUGAGCGUGCAUUUGAGGCGAGGACAGGUGGCGGGUUGGAUGGGCUUCCCCCAAGGCGGAGGGAAGGUCAGGACUAUGCUAAUGCAGCUACGGGUAAGUGGCAGGAUAACAACGCCUCACAAGGCAGGCACGGUGGUUAUGGCGGUCGGUCAGGGUAUGGCACUGGCGGAAGACUGUCAGGUUCCAGUAUGGGAGGAGGAUUUUCAAAAGAUAGGGCUGGGCAGGGGCUACGUGGGGCUGGUGGGUAUUCGGCAGGCUACCAGAGCACGCGUUACCAGGAUGCCUACGGGAGCCUUGGUAGGACUCCAUAUCAAACAGGUUCAUCUGUGCGGGGAUCUCAGAUGGAGACAUCUGCCCGCAUGGUUAGUCUUAGCAAAACAGGCCGUGUUUAGUAAGAGUGAGAGAAUGAGUGGAGGAUCCAGAUUCGGAUUAGUUCGGAUUGUUAUUUAAAUUUAUGGUUUUGAGCCUGAAUUUCUGUUUUGUUACUGCCGAUAUCUCAGGCUGCCUGUGCAUUUCGAUGCAUGGUUGCUUGACUGGUUGUAGUCUAUUAAUUUUCUUAGAGUGUUACAGAUACUAAAAUCAAUGUUUUUUGUUUUU